UUAAAUAAAUCGAUUUUCCCCUUUUACUCUUUCGAUAGUCGAUCUAAUUGUUCAUCAUUUACUUGCAAGUUUGAAAUUUGUUUGCAAUCGUUAAGAAAUUUUUCUUCCCCGUUUUUGGUUUUGGAUCUGGAAUUGAAUGUGUUGCUUCUGGUCCUCUGCACCAUCCAAUGGAGCUUGUAGAUGAUGGAAAAGAAUCAUCAAAUAGUGUCAAUGAAAUAGAAGCCACUAAUUCCCCACUUAUUUCUGGCCUUCCCGAUGAUAUUUCUCUUAUGUGCCUAGCAAGAGUUCCUAGAAAAUACCACUCAGUCCUGAAGUGUGUCUCAAAAAGAUGGAGGGACUUACUUUGCACUGAAGAGUGGCAACUUUAUCGCAGAAAGCAAAAGCUUGAUGAAACCUGGAUUUAUGCUUUGUGCAGGGACAAAUUAAAUGAGAUUUCCUGUUAUGUUUUGGAUCCAAGCUCAAGAAGAGAUUGGAAGCUCAUUGAUGGUCUUCCACCUCAAAUCUCAAAAAGAAAAGGCAUAGGUUUUGAAGCUUUGGGAAAUAAGCUAUUCCUAUUAGGUGGUUGUAAUGGGUUUCAAGAUUCUACUAAUGAGGUUUAUUCAUAUGAUGCUUCCUCAAACCGUUGGGUUGAAGCUACUUCCUUGUCAACUGCUAGGUGCUACUUUGCUUGUGAAGUAUUGGAUGAAAAACUAUAUGCUAUCGGUGGAAUAGUUUCAAAUGCAAGUGAUCUUCAUUCUUGGGAUACUUUUGACCCUUUGACAAAUUGUUGGAUAUCUAAUAGAGAUCCUAAUAUUGUUUCUGAUAUUGAAGAUUCAGUAGUUGUUGAUGGGAAGAUAUACAUCCGAUGUUGCAGAUAUCCUGUAACUCCUCAUAUAUAUGCUGCUGUAUAUGAACCAUCAAGCUGCAAGUGGCAGCACGCAGAUACUGACAUGGUUUUAGGAUGGAGAGGUCCUGCAGUUGUUGUUGAUGGGACGCUUUUUGUUUUGGACCAGAGUUUGGGAACUAGGUUAAUGAUGUGGCAUAAGGAGAGACGGGAGUGGACCUCUGUGGGAAAGCUAUCACCAUUGCUUACAAGACCACCCUGCCGGCUUGUUGCAGUUGGCAAAAGCAUUUUUAUUGUUGGGAAAGGGCUUAGCACUGUGAUUGUUGAUGUUGGUGAUUUGGGGAAUGAGGAUAAGGUGAUAUUGGGUUCUUCUAUACCCAGAUUAUUAUCUGAUUUCGAUGUAGUAAGUUGUAAAUGCUUGUCGAUAUGAAACAUUGAUUAGUUUUUCUUUGUUAUUCUCUUAAGAUACAUGUAAGAAUGUUUCAUAAUUCUUUUUUAUUUUUUCUUGGUAAAAUGAUGGGAUGAAAGUUUGAACUUGUGACUUUUAUGUAAAUUACUCGAAUCCCGCACAAUUAGCACAAUCCUGGUUGUGUUUGCAUAAUUUGGAGUUUAUGUAUUUGUACU
This is a messenger RNA of Cajanus cajan (pigeon pea), 1447 nucleotides long. Lineage: Eukaryota; Viridiplantae; Streptophyta; Magnoliopsida; Fabales; Fabaceae. The record is from RefSeq and is a predicted model, not a curated record.